UUCAUAAUUUCCCGGCCUCCAUGUUUGAAGCCGAGACACCAGCAUUUGAUUUUUGUGGUGUUUUGAGGAAAAUUUUGCUGGAAAUACAGAAUUGAAGUACGGCAAGACGGCAGCACGGCUUCGGGCGGGCUGAAAGCACUCUUUGCCCAUGGAACAUAGUGGCCCAGAGCGAACAAGGGUCCGUACUACAAAGGUGCCCGAUGGCCACAGUUCUUCAUCUUCUAGUUCUAGAGCUGCUAGGAAUCGCUCAUCCACCUCGGGCGCGGAGGAAGUCCAUAUAGGCAAAUAUCGUUUGAUAAAAACCAUCGGUAAAGGGAAUUUCGCCAAAGUAAAACUCGCCAAGCAUGUGCCAACAGGAAAAGAGGUGGCUAUCAAAAUUAUCGACAAGACACAGCUGAACCCGAAUAGUUUGCAAAAGUUGUUUCGAGAAGUCAGGAUCAUGAAGUUUCUUGACCAUCCAAACAUUGUGAAGUUGUAUGAGGUCAUAGAAACAGACAAAACCCUGUACCUUGUUAUGGAGUAUGCAAGCGGAGGUGAAGUGUUUGACUACCUUGUUGCACAUGGCAGAAUGAAAGAGAAGGAGGCCAGAGCCAAAUUUAGACAGAUUGUAUCUGCUGUCCAGUACUGUCAUCAAAAACAUGUAAUUCAUAGAGAUCUCAAGGCUGAGAACUUACUCUUAGAUGCAGAUAUGAACAUAAAGAUAGCAGAUUUUGGUUUUAGUAAUGAAUUUACUCCUGGAAAUAAACUGGAUAGUUUUUGUGGGAGUCCCCCUUAUGCUGCACCAGAACUGUUCCAAGGCAAGAAGUAUGAUGGACCAGAAGUGGACGUGUGGAGUCUAGGUGUAAUUUUAUACACUCUAGUUAGUGGAUCUCUCCCGUUCGAUGGCCAAAAUUUAAAAGAAUUAAGAGAAAGAGUCCUUCGAGGAAAAUAUAGAAUACCUUUUUAUAUGUCUACAGAUUGUGAGAAUCUAUUAAAGAGAUUUUUAGUGCUAAAUCCAAUGAAACGAUCCAGACUAGAGCAAAUUAUGUCAGACAAGUGGAUGAAUUUAGGAUAUGACAGUCAGGAACUCAAACCUUAUAGUGAGCCGACGCCCGAUUUUAAAGAUGAGAGAAGAAUAGAAAUUAUGCUACAAAUGGGAUUCUCAAGAGAUGAGAUUGGAGAGGCUUUGACGAAUAACAGAUAUGAUGAAGUCAUGGCCACCUACCUUCUCUUGGAUGAAAAGAGACAAAAAUUAACAUUGAAUGGGUCCAGUGAUCCACUAAUGGAAAACACUAGUGCCCCCAGACCAAGUACAUCAAUGCCAUCUGGUGUUCCUGCACCCAUUCGGCCAAGCCGUGCGAGUGCUCGGCGUGAGAGAGGAGACAGGGAGUUGCCCAGAAGGUAUACUGAAGGUCGUGUUCCUCAUAGCACAGGCUACACUGUUAGCAGAGCGGCUACUGAAACGGGUGGAACAGCAUCCAGCCAAGGAAAACCAAUGGGAAGAGGGGAAAGAGAAAGAAGUGGUGUGAUAAAGAACACUAUCCCAAAUGAUGAACGUGUGCCUAAUUCUAUUGGAAGAGCAUCAAACCCAAACAAGGCUGAAAUACCUGAGAGGGCCGCAGAUCGAAACAGGAGAGGAAAAGCCCAAAGGCAACAGAGUAUGCCAGUAAGCAUCAUCAGACGCAACACUUAUGUUUAUGGAGAAAAAAGGGCAGAAGACCGAAACAGCACCUCACAAACACCCUCAAGUCAAACCAAUGGAAAGGGAGAAAGUGUGACAGAGCCAGGCCCUAGUGGCAGCAGUGUGGCUUCUGGCAGGCCCAUUUCUAAGCAACCUCCACCAGAUCUUGGUAACAGGCUUUCACCCACACGUAGAUCUCUUCCACCAGUUGCUAUACAUCAGGAAAAUAGACAUAGAGCUGGAAGAACAAAUCCAAACACCAACUCAGACAUGCAACCCCCACCAUCGCGGUUAGGACCAAGAAAUGUGACAGCACGCAGUACAUUCCAUAGUGGUCAAACACGACCUCGCACCCAGAAUGGACCUGACCGAUCCAUGGAUCCUAAUAGCCCUGGCUCAAGGCAAGGCUUUCUUACCAAGCUUACAUCAAGAUUUAGUAAGAGUCGACAGUUGGACCCCACAAUGACCUCAAGGCCUGGUCCCCAAGCACAACGACCAAUGGAUCAAGCCCUGUCUCCAAGGGAACCAAGAGAAAUGUCUCGUGGGAGCAUGGGAGGAAGUGGCCAGGGGUUAGUGAAACUUCAUAUUGCUUAUGAUAUUCAGUAACCUUAGCUGUAGAGAGGUGUACGUCAUAUUGGGAUUCCUGUGGUAAAAAAAAAGGGAGGUUCUGGGUUUAAAAAAAUGGGUUGACAUUUGCAGAGAGCUUGAUUGUCGUAAAAUGGACAAGUUUUGCUCAACUUAAGUUACUAAAUAGCAGAGUGGUUAAAAUAUUAAACAAGAAAUACAUUCUUAAAGUAGUUUUUAAAACUACUUAUACUGUGGAAGGGAGCCUGUAGAACGCUUGUGAUUAUGUUUUCCAUUUUGCUGUUUGAAAGUUUUAACCCUUUUUUUUCAACUUCUUCCUUUGUUAUCCAUUUUUACAAAGUCCUGUUUGACUAUCUUUUGAGGGGUGUAAUAGUAGGCAUUGACUCAAGCGAUGGACUCUGUUUGUACUCCAGGAUUUAAGAAUUAGCGUAAACUUGCCGUGAAUCUGAUAUCGUUGUAAGCGGGAGUCGUCGUCGUCGUUGUAAGGAUCGAAAAUGUUGAAAUUUUGGGAAAAGAGGAA
Molecule: messenger RNA, 2765 nt
Organism: Stylophora pistillata
Lineage: Eukaryota; Metazoa; Cnidaria; Anthozoa; Scleractinia; Pocilloporidae
Product: serine/threonine-protein kinase MARK2
Biological process (GO): intracellular signal transduction; microtubule cytoskeleton organization; protein phosphorylation
Cellular component (GO): cytoplasm
Molecular function (GO): protein binding; tau-protein kinase activity; ATP binding
Source: RefSeq, a predicted model, not a curated record